This is a messenger RNA of Tachysurus vachellii, 1629 nucleotides long. RefSeq lists its product as uncharacterized. The record is from RefSeq and is a predicted model, not a curated record. NCBI's taxonomy places the organism in Eukaryota, Metazoa, Chordata, Actinopteri, Siluriformes, Bagridae. Bases 169 to 825 code for a protein of 218 amino acids. The transcript has 2 exons.
GGCCUCAGGAAGGGGAGUAAGAGGGAGGAGAGAUGGACAAGACGGGAAGGAGAGAGGAAGAAAAGGAGAGGGAAUAAUAGAGCUGAAGCAUGUAGCAACUGUAAAAGUUCUCUAGACUCAACGGACAAUGAUGCCAGUGUAAACUCCGGAUCAGGAUGUAGGCCUGGCAUGGAUGCAAACAUGCUGCUGUCCUGUUUACGGCAUAUCUUGUGCAUCCUCGUACCUUUAUACUUUGUGGAAACUCAGCAUCCCCUCCAACCCAACAUCACGCUAGUGUUCGACAGCUCAGACCAUGCCGACCGCUUAUGCAACUGCAGCUGUGCGACGGCGGUGCGCAGUUGUGAUGAAGCUCUUGCCCACCUGAUGUGUAGCUGUGGCACCGUGUGGCGCUCAGCUCUGUCGCCUGGCUCCAUGGAGGCAGAGACUCUGAUGGUGUGGGCGUGGCAACCAUGGCUGCUGAGGGAGCUGCUGAACGGCAGCAGGGUUCCAGAGCUGCAGCUGUCUCUGUGUAGCCCUGCCUCAUUUCUCGGACAGUCUCAAUAUCUCACUAUUGUGGGUCUGAGGAAGCUUCAGAUCUCCAAUAAUGGUGUGGCGCAGCACAAAGAUGAAAGAGUCCUGAACUUCGGGUUGGACGUGCAGGAUGGGAAUCUCAGCGUUGCUUUUUUAGACUUGUGGUCAUUGAAUAAUCACUUGAAGGCCUACAGUGUCAUUGGACCACCACUGCAGAUGCUCAUGCAGCAUUUUCCUUACCUUCAGCAAGCCAAUAUUAAGAUCACUGACCUUGAAGAGAUCCACAAGCCAUCCAUCCUAACUUUCAUUUACUAAAUUGACUAUUGUACUAAACAGGUUCUGUAACUUUUUUCUACACUGGACUAACACUAUAAUCAUACCUGUCCAACCUUGCAUGGCUACUAAACAGAAAUCCCCUAAUGCUGUGCAUCGCUUAGUAAUCAGUGCACAGUGUAAGACAUGUAACAGUUUCCUCCACUUUUCUACCAAAACCGCAAGAGAUCGAGAGAAGAAGAAUUACUUCCUUUUUCUUUUGAAUCCAUACAGUAAAUUCAGAUAAACAACAGUUAUGGCACUUACAUUGCAUCAGUUAAUUUAGCAUAUUUUGCCAUCAAGACUUAAUUUUUUAUCUUCUUUUUUGUGAAAUAUAUUCUAGGUUAUUUUUUCAGUUCCAAAUAAUGAUGGAGCUUUAACCAGAACUGUUUCCUCCUUUUCCUCCCUUUGAACCAGGUAUAUACAGUAAAGUCCAGGUGUGAGAAACUGAAGAUAUAAGAAUACUUGUACAGUCUUUAUUUCUUUGUGGUAUAUAGAUUUUCAUACUAGCCUCGUUUAGCAAUUUUGUACAAAUAUUAAUUGCACCUUAGCAUUUUAAAAUUGGUCCGCUGUUACUACUAGAACUACAAGCACUUAAUUAAAUGAAUAAAAAAAAAUGUAUAUGAUGGUAUUUGAAUGAAAAUAUUAAAACUAGCUAUCAAAGUCUAGGAAUUUUAGAGAGAAUCAGGUAACAUGGCAAAUCUUUGUAUAUAGAGAUGUCUGAUGUACAAAAUUGGCACAGUAAUUAAAUGUUAUUAUUAUUAUUAUUAUUAUUAGUAGUAGUAUUUUUAUUAUUCAUCUAUUAUA